This is a messenger RNA of Scaptodrosophila lebanonensis, 2784 nucleotides long. Its product is annotated as U3 small nucleolar RNA-associated protein 14 homolog A. Gene Ontology annotation, cellular component: small-subunit processome; nucleolus. The record is from RefSeq and is a predicted model, not a curated record. Bases 50 to 2743 code for a protein of 897 amino acids. Gene Ontology annotation, biological process: rRNA processing. The transcript has 2 exons. Lineage: Eukaryota; Metazoa; Arthropoda; Insecta; Diptera; Drosophilidae.
CGCACCGCGUGGUACUCUGUUCUCGUUUUGUUAUUCAAAUAACUUAAAUAUGAGUGACGAUGAGGAGCAGUACAAUCCCAGAUCGCACAGAAAACUUCUCCAGGCCAUCAGUAACCUGGGAAGCGUGCAGCACAUACGAAAAUCCACACGCGAUGAGCUGCAGCCUCAACAAGAUGAGUUUGCCUUGCUGAAGAGCAUCAAGGUACCGGCUGCAUCCGAUGGCGGUGACUACACGCCCAAGGCUGUUGGUCUUAAUGAUUUGGUGCAGAUAUUGCGGACCUCCAAGCACGUUGAGACGGGGAAAAAGCUAAAAAACGUGCAAAGCACAAAGAAGGUUCUGGCGAAACCACUAGAGAAACCGGUAGCUGAUCGCAUAAAACGCUCCAUUGGCUAUGAGGGAGUAAAGAAGAAGCUUGCGCGCUGGGAUGCGGUCGUGGCUAAACAGCGAUCAGCAGAGACGCAGAUAUUUCCUUUGCCUUCGGACACGAUAUACAUAAACACUUCUGGCAAUGCGAGAGUUCCAAAGAGGUGUAUCAAGUCUGAUUUGGCGAAGGAACUGGAGGCUAGCGAUAUGAAACUACGGACUCUGCGCAGGGAACAAAUUGGUGAUACAGUGGAUGAAGACGUUUAUGCGCAACGCGAAAAGGAACAACUAGAAAAGAAAUUGACUCGCAAGGAGCUUAAUGCGCGACGUAAGGAGCUGGCAUAUUUAAAGAUGCGUGAAUCACAAAAGUCUGCCAAGGCACGCAUGCAAAACAAAAUUAAGUCUAAGAAAUAUCACAAACUGCUGAAACGCCAGAAAAUGUUAGAACAGGUAAAGGAAUUCGAACUGCUGCAAAAGACCAAUCCCGAGGCAGCCUUGGAAAAACUGAAUGAACUUGAGAAAAGCCGUGUACUGGAACGAGCCAGCUUGAGGCAUAAAAACACCGGAACCUGGGCCAAGAAUUUGCAGGUGCGAGCCAAAUACGAUAAGGAUGUACGCAAAGACUUGGCAGAGCAGCUAGCUGUGAGUCGACAACUAACUGGCAAGAGGGAAGAAGUGGAAAGCGAUGAGGAGCAGCAAGAAGGAAAACCUUCUGCCCACAGCAACGAAAAUGACUAUGAUCCCUUUAAUCCUUGGACAAAGGUCAACGCAACGGUUCAAGCCGAUACUCCAAAUAAUGAUACUGAUGAACCAAGCUGGCGUAAAUAUUGGUCCACGCGCAAUAAAAAUGAAAAGUUACUAGCAGAGCACCGUGGCGAAAUAGAAGCCCUAAUGAAGGAGAAUCCAGAAAAGCAAGAAGAAAAACCAGUGAAACAAAAAAAUCCAAAAAAUCGUGUGGAAGAAGUAGAAAGCAAUGAGGAGCAGCAAGAAGGAAAACCUUCUGCCCACAGCAACGAUAAUGAGGACUAUGAUCCCUUUAAUCCUUGGAAAAAGGCCAACGCAAGGGUUCAAGCCGAUACUCCAAAUAAUGAUACUGAUGAACCAAGCUUGCGUAAAUAUUGGUCCACGCGCAAUAAAAAUGAAAAGUUACCAGCAGAGCAUCGUGUCGAAGUAGAAGCCCUAAUGAAGAAGAAUCCAGAAAAGCAAGAAGAAAAACCAGUGAAAGAAAAAAAUAAAAAAAAACGUGUGGAAAUAAAGAAUAAGUCAGAUGCACGGUCCAGUGCAUCCAAACAAAAUGUGGCCAAGAAGAAGGAUCCUAAAAAGCCGAGCACUGUUAUAAAAAACGGUUGGGUUGUUGAAAAAGUCGUAGAGGAAUCCGAGUUAGGAAAUGGCGUUGAUAAAAGCAAAACCAUAGAAGAUAUAUUCGAUGAACAGGAAGAUAAACAACGAGAAAGGCUGACCAAGAAGCUCCAAAAGAUAACAGGUAGGGUAAAGCAACUGAAAACGAAAAAAGUCAAAGUCAAGAAACCUAGAAAACAAAAAGAUGAAUUGAAGAACUUAAAUGAUUUGAUGUUUAAGAACACACGGGAACGUCCAGUCAUUGACGAAGAGCUCAAUUAUGAAGAUAAAAGCGAGGAGCAGACAACUGUACCGACAUUGGCUAAUGUGGAAGCGUUUGAAAAAACGGAGGAGGUACCAAAAACUACUACCACGCCAGCCGUGGACAGCAUUGAUCCCAACCAAGUUGCCACCAUUACAUUCAAUCAAAUAUCCCGACCUUCCAACGUGAUGAACGAUGCUCUCGGCGAUGAAGAAGCUGACUUUGAGGAUGAUCUAGAUAUGGACGCGGAGCGACAGUUGACCAUAAGCCAAGCCUUUGAGGAUGAUGACAUAGUAGCCGAUUUCAACAAAGAUAAGACCAACGAUGCUGAGGUAAAGGACACAGAAAUACAGCUUUCAAUGCCAGGCUGGGGCUCCUGGGCAGGCCCUGGCAUAUCACAGGAUGCGACCAAGAAGCGUAAUAAACGGCUCAUACUCAAAUUGGCAGAGCCAGAGAAACGACGUGAUGAGAACAAGAACAACGUUUACAUUAAUGAAAACACUAAUAAACAUACUCGGGACCACAAAGUCUCCAACAUACCGUUCCCGUUUAAAUCUCUGGCGGAUUAUGAGGCCAGCAUACGUGCGCCCAUCGGCCGGAAUUUUGUGCCUGAGACUGCAUUUCGAAUGCUAACGCGCCCGGCUGUCAUUACGCGCAAGGGCGCCAUCAUCGAGCCUAUGAAUGAGACCGAGCUGGUCAAGCCGGAUCGACGCUUGAGGCAUGUCGUCGAUAGGCGUAUCAAACGCAUGGAAGACGGGAAGAAAGUAAAGAAAAUGUGAACUAUAAAUUAAUGACCUUAAUAAAUGUGAAAUGAACUUAA